Messenger RNA from Acaulospora colombiana, 987 nucleotides. Lineage: Eukaryota; Fungi; Glomeromycota; Glomeromycetes; Diversisporales; Acaulosporaceae. The record is from the annotation of a GenBank genome assembly.
AUGUCUGAUUUCGAAAACAUCGAUAGCAUCGUUGAACAAAACAUGGAGGAUUCCGAUGUUGAGGAAUUCGAGUUGAAGUUGGGUAGCACCUUCGGCGCGAAGAAUGGAUCUUUACCUACUUCCUAUUAUAAACUUGUCUAUGAUAGUCAGGAAAAUGUUGAUUUCUCGAAGGCCACUGAAAUAGAGUUACAUCAGGACGAGGAAACACUUCAGGUUUCCUUUUGUGGAGAUUCGGGAGAUGAAGUUCAAUUAUUGACUGGACAACGAUUUGAAGACUAUACAGAAGACCCAGACGAAGAGGAUCUCGAGGCUAAAAAACAAUGCCUAUUAAUUUAUGACGAGAUUUCACGGACGUGGACACUUGAAUGCAUAGAUUAUAGUUACAAGAUUGGUACCGAUGAGAGAAAUACAAUUAAAGAAUCACCUGGAUCAGAAGAUUUUGAACAGAAAUCAAAUUCAGCUUUGACGCUGAAUAGUGAAGAAGAAGCCCCGGAAUUUAUAGAAGAAAAUAACGAGGAAUUUGAUGGAUUUAUGAAUAUUGAUAGCGAGAAUCAGAUAAAGGAAGAAAAUGGGCACAUUGACGAAAAUGGGGAGGAAUACCUCGGGGAUACACUAUCAACAGAUGAUGGACUGGAAGGGGAUGAUCAGACUCAGGAUGUGAAUCAAAGAGAUAAUGAGAUAUUUGAGGAUGAAAUAAUAGAAGGCGACAGUUCUUCAGGAAGUUCGUCUUCAGAAAGCAGCUCGUCUACUGGAUCACCUUCUGAUAGUGAAUCCGAUGGUGUUGCAGAACCAGAUUCUUCCGAUUUAGAUUCUGAACUCGGAGAUAUGAAAGAUCAGUUUAUACAGGAGAUGAGAAAGGCCGAAAAUAAACCGAGAAAACCAAAUUCUUUGGAGCGGACGAUACGAAAUCAAGGCUCACAACCAACUUCUCUCGCAGCGCUGUUUGGUGGAGAUGGUAGAUAUAAGGUUUUGACCAUUAAUGGAUGA